AUGGAGAAAGACUACUCUUUGCCUCCCGGGCCUUGGAAUUUGUCAAGAGCAGAGAAGAGAGAGGUUUGCAAUUCUUUCUAUGGUAUGAAGGUCCCUGAAGGUUAUUCUUCAAAUAUAAAAAAUCUUGUAUCUUUACAAGAUUCAAGACUUCUUGGCCUUAAAUCACAUGAUUGUCAUACCUUAAUGCAACAAUUGCUCCCUGUGGCAAUUCGUUCUGUUUUGGAGAAGCCUGCAAGAUAUAUGAAAGUGCUAAAGGGGUAUGUUCAGAAUCGUACUCGUCCCGAAGGUUGCAUUGCUGAGCGGUAUAUAGCUGAAGAAGCUGUAGAGUUUUGUACCGAGCAUUUAUCUGAUGUUAGUACAGUUGGAGUGCCUUCAAGCCAAAAGAUGGGAGUUUCAAAGCCAUUAUCAGGUUGCACAGUGAGCGUAGUUGAUCGGGACCUGUUGAACCAAGCACAUCUAUAUGUCUUGGAGAAUACGGAGGAAGUCCUACCUUAUAUCGAGCAACAUAUGAUCCACAUCCAGACCGCUUAUCCAAAAUUUAGAAAGAGAACAAAGUGGCUGCAGGAUAAGCACAAUAGCACUUUCAUUCAAUGGCUACGCUUCAAGGUGGCUAGCAGCUGGUCCAAACAGGCAGUGCCAUUAUAUAGGAGCUAUCUCAUUAAAGGUAUUAAAUUCAACAUCAAGGCACAAGAUGAUGUGCGGACAACUCAAAAUAGUGGAGUUUAUUUACUUGCACAUACUAUGCAAGUUGCUAGUGCCAAGGAUAAAAACCCAAUUCUCUCAAAUAUGGGUUUCUAUGGUGUCAUUCAAGAAAUUUGGGACCUUGACUACCAAAAGUUUACAAUCCCAGUCUUUAGGUGUGAUUGGAUUGAUAAUACUUCUGGUCUUGUAGUGGACGAACUUGGAUUUACCCUUGUAGAUUUGAGUAAAAUUGGACAUAGGAAUGACCAAUUUGUUUUGGCUUCUCAAGUCAAACAAGUAUUUUUUGUUGACGACCCGAUGCAUCGUGGUUGGUCGGUAGUGUUAUCAAUGCCUAAUAGAGAAUAUAAUGAUGUUAUUGGUGAUGAUGUCUUAGGUGAUGUGAGAAUUGAGUGUGAGCCAUUUACUAGGGGGAUGCCAAAUGUUGACACAUUUGAUGAAGUGGUGGUUGAGUUAGGGAGUCAAAAUAUUCGAGAUGGGUGUGAAGAUAUAUGGGUUGAAUGA
Molecule: messenger RNA, 1203 nt
Organism: Prunus armeniaca (apricot)
Lineage: Eukaryota; Viridiplantae; Streptophyta; Magnoliopsida; Rosales; Rosaceae
Source: the annotation of a GenBank genome assembly